AUGAAAACCACGAGCCCAAUCCUCGUGGUAUUCCUCAGCAGCAUCUUCGCAACUCUAUCAAGUCUGGCCAGCUCAUCGGUCAUAUCAUCGGACCUCGAAGGUCGAUGCGAAGAAAUUACGAUACCCAUGUGUCUCGGCAUAGGCUACAAUAACACCAGGAUGCCAAACGAACUUAACCACGAAAGCCAAGAAGAGGCCGGUUUGGAGGUACACCAAUUUUGGCCUUUGGUAGAGAUACGUUGCUCUCCAGAUCUGAAAUUCUUCCUUUGCUCGAUGUACGCUCCGAUUUGUUUGGAGGACUUCCUCAAACCGUUGCCUCCAUGCAGAGGAUUGUGUUACAGAGCAAGAGCUGGUUGUGAGCCUAUAAUGACACAGUACGGCUUCAAAUGGCCCGAACGGCUGGAAUGCGAAAAUUUUCCAGUACAAGAUGGCGAAAUUCUCUGUAUGGACCAACCGGCACAAAGCAACGCUUCAUCGACCACCAAACCUAGUACUAAUCGCAAACCACUUAAACCAUGCAAGAACGGUUCAAAAAACUGCACAAUUCCCCAAGGAGACCCAAAAAGAAAAGAGUGCAAAUGCCAGUGUCAACCACCGCUCGUUUCCAUGGGGAGAGAAAUUCCACCGGUCACAAACAGAAGCGUCGCAGGCAUCGCAAAUUGUGCAUACCCGUGCAAGGAAACCUACUUCAACCCAGACGAAAAAGAGUUCGCCACCAUAUGGAUAACGCUGUGGUCGGGUCUGUGCGCCGCCUCCACUUUAAUGACUCUCACCACGUUCUUCAUCGAAACAGAAAGGUUCAAAUACCCUGAGAGGCCGAUUGUCUUCCUAUCUGCGUGCUACUUCUUGGUAUCGGUCGGUUACUUACUGCGAGUAGGCUUCGGACAUGAUGCAGUGGCUUGCGAAGGGAAGAUAAUACGUUAUUCAUCAACGGGUCCAAGUAUUUGCACAACGGUAUUCCUACUGGUAUACUUUUUCGGUAUGGCUUCGUCAAUCUGGUGGGUUGUUUUAUCGCUAACGUGGUUCCUAGCAGCUGGAUUGAAAUGGGGAAACGAAGCUAUCGCUAGUUAUGCUCAAUAUUUCCAUAUAGCAGCCUGGUUGAUACCUACCUUUCAAACUUUAGCAGUACUGCUAUCUGGAGCUGUCGACGGAGAUCCUGUAUCAGGAAUUUGUUACGUCGGCAACAUGAAUAUGGAUAAUUUAAAAACUUUCGUACUAGGACCUUUGGUAAUCUAUCUAAUUCUCGGUACUAGCUUCUUAAUGGCUGGGUUCGUAUCUCUAUUUAGAAUUAGGAACGUAAUUAAGAAACAGGGUGGUGCUGGUGCUGGUUCCAAAGCAGAUAAAUUAGAAAAAUUGAUGAUACGUAUAGGUAUUUUCAGCGUGCUAUAUACGGUACCAGCCACGAUAGUAAUUGGAUGCCAUUUAUACGAGAGUACCUUCCACGAAGAAUGGAUGCGAAGCUUGGCUUGCACUUGUCCAUCCAAUAUGAUAUCAAUGAAAGAACGCCCUAUAUAUUCAGUCUUAAUGCUCAAAUACUUCAUGGCUUUAGCCGUCGGUAUAACUUCAGGCGUCUGGAUUUGGUCUGGAAAAACUGUGGAUUCCUGGAGGCGGUUGUCUAGAAGAAUAGUUGGAAGAUCAGAUCUAUCAGGAGCCAACGCAUCGUUGAUAAAGAACCGCAGUAAACCUCCACCUCCGGGGUUCCUGAUGGCUGGGCCUGGUAGCGCUUCGCUGCUGGGACCCACCGGUAGCGUAGCCUCGGCUAGCCAACACCAUUUGCACCAUCACGUUCUGAAGCAGCCACCGCUUAGUCACGUAUGA
This is a messenger RNA of Psylliodes chrysocephalus, 1818 nucleotides long. The record is from the annotation of a GenBank genome assembly. NCBI's taxonomy places the organism in Eukaryota, Metazoa, Arthropoda, Insecta, Coleoptera, Chrysomelidae.